AAAAAUUGUUGAUAAAUGGCCUUAUUAAUUUUCAGUACAUUUGUCACUGGGAGUGGUGGAAACCAGCCAUACAUGAGCAGAACACAAGUUACAAGUCGUGGUAAAUCAAAAGAUCAAAUGCCUAGCUCUGCAUCAGACACUUCGAGCAUUCAACAUUCAAUGGACGUUGAUGAAUUGAAGGAGAAAUUUCCCUCAUUUGAGUGGCAAAAUAUUUUGAAAGCUCUCAAGAAGCAUCUUGAAGAUACAGACAAAAGCCUACAAGGAAAAGAAGAGUCAUCCAAAGCUGUUACAAGCAGCCAAAAGGCAGCUGGAGAAACAUCAAAAGCAGCAAGAAAAGAACAAGAUGAAGCAAAAGUACAACAGAAAAUGAGAGACACUCAGGGUUCAGUUUGGAAUUCCUAUCUGCAAAAACUUGAAGGACAUUUAGAAAGUAGGGACACAGUUGUUAAACAAUUGGAAGAAGAAUUAGAUCACCUUGCUAAAAG
Molecule: messenger RNA, 485 nt
Organism: Mercenaria mercenaria
Lineage: Eukaryota; Metazoa; Mollusca; Bivalvia; Venerida; Veneridae
Exons: 5
Source: RefSeq, a predicted model, not a curated record